Molecule: messenger RNA, 980 nt
Organism: Salvia hispanica
Lineage: Eukaryota; Viridiplantae; Streptophyta; Magnoliopsida; Lamiales; Lamiaceae
Gene: DPMS1
Product: Nucleotide-diphospho-sugar transferases superfamily protein
Biological process (GO): dolichol-linked oligosaccharide biosynthetic process; GPI anchor biosynthetic process; protein O-linked glycosylation via mannose
Cellular component (GO): endoplasmic reticulum membrane
Molecular function (GO): dolichyl-phosphate beta-D-mannosyltransferase activity
Source: RefSeq, a predicted model, not a curated record
AUUUAGAAUAUAAGACAAGAUCCGUUGAUUGAAGGGCGAAAUUAAGAAAUUGGGGAGCAUUUCUAGGGUUUUAGCAGUGUUGAUCCGGAGUUCUACAAUGGAAGCCAAAGCGGAUGGGAACAAGUAUAGCAUCAUUGUCCCCACCUACAAUGAGCGCCUCAACAUCGCUCUCAUCGUUUACCUCAUCUUCAAGCAUCUCCCGAAUGAGAAUUUUGAGAUCAUAGUGGUUGAUGACGGGAGUCCAGAUGGAACUCAGGAAAUAGUCAAACAGCUGCAGGAAGUAUAUGGGGAAGAUCGCAUACUGUUGAGACCUAGAGCGAAGAAGCUUGGCUUAGGGACGGCCUACGUGCACGGUUUGAAGCAUGCAACUGGAAAUUUUGUUGUCAUAAUGGAUGCAGACUUAUCACACCAUCCGAAGUACCUGCCAAGCUUUAUCAAGAAACAGAUGGAGACAGGUGCAAGCAUAGUUACUGGAACUAGGUAUGUAAAAGGUGGCGGGGUUCAUGGGUGGAACCUGAUGCGCAAAUUGACGAGCAGGGGAGCCAAUGUCCUUGCACAAACAUUUCUAUGGCCAGGUGUAUCCGACUUAACUGGAUCAUUCAGGCUUUACAAAAAAUCUGUGCUUGAAGAUGUUAUAAGCUCAUGUGUGAGUAAGGGGUACGUUUUCCAGAUGGAGAUAAUAGUUAGAGCUUCAAGAAAGGGUUAUCACAUUGAAGAGGUCCCAAUCACAUUCGUAGACAGAGUAUAUGGAAGCUCGAAACUUGGGGGAUCGGAAAUAGUGCAGUAUCUCAAGGGACUUCUGUACCUUUUGGUUACAACAUGAAGAUGCAUUUUGGAGAGUUUCUUACUUGCAGAAAUUUAUAAGGCUAGACUCUUAUACAAUCAUUUUGACUGUAACCUCAUAAUAUGUUUAAACUCUUACUUAAAAAAAAUCUUUAUAGAGUGUGUUUUUUCAUGUUAGAAGAAAAGUAUUUUUCCUA